GUGCUUUUAACUGCAUUUUUCUUCAUUUUUCCUGAUGUGUAUUAAGUAGUUACUCGACCCAGAGUUUGGAGCAGCCCGGGAUUAAACAAAUGAAGGGCGCUGGCCCGGCCUCCGGAUCCGUCGAAAGGUGCCAUUGGAGGAUCAUGGGGCCGAGUUCUCGGCUGAGCCAACUGCCUCUCGGUACCUUCCAUGGUUUAACCAGAAGUGGACAAUUCCACGAUGAAGUCCGUUCCUAUAAAUGGGAAUUCCUUUCCGGGGAGGGAUGGCAAGCUCCCUCGCCGAGGCCGAGCACCGAGUCACAUUUUCGAGAUGGGCGCAGGCGUGUGUGGGGAAUGUGCACUGAAAGGGCACGCAAGCGAAAGAAUUCCUGGCUCUCUUGACUCCGGUUCCGGGUCAGCAGUUUCGGGGUUGAGAAUGUUCAGAAUUUACAUCGGAGCUCUCGCAGGGUUCGAGCUUGGAGAGCUAUUGCACCCGAGCCGGCAGAGAGUGCCGACGGCUAGAGGGCCAGACAUGGAAAGCCUGGCCUGGCACCCCAUGGACAAAAAAAAGCCGGAACCCAAGUGCAGGUUGAGAGUUGAUAGUCCAGAUGCCAAGGUAGAGGUCGCUCGACGAGUGGAAACGAAAGCUAUCAGGAGGCCCAAAGAAACUGCAUUUACUCUCUUCAAAAAAAAAUUUUUAAUCGUUUUGUUUUAUUUGAUCAUUUCGCCCGAUUUCUAUUAUUUGAUUAUUUUCACUUGUUUUCGACUUCCCGUAUGAAGUACACAGAAGAGUUCGGCUUUUUUUUGGCAUUCGCCUGUUGUGUGAAGCCGGGCACACCCGCGCACGACUCUUUGCGCUGGCAUUUUGUGGAGCAAGAUGGUACUGGCCCGAUGUGGGAAGCGGGUCGUUCGAUGCACCGUUAGGCAAGGUAGCCAAUGAUGUCACAUGCCGAUCCUUUCGCACUCAAACUCUCCCUUGCAAGUCGGCCAGAGUCCAGAGCUCGGGAGAUUGAGGGAUGUGCUCAGAUAAGCUUGGAGCAUGUCGUCGGGACGAGAGGGGUAAUCACGUCUCCAUUACGAAACGGCGGGGAUCUGGGUGGUGGUGGUGGUGAUGGUGUUGGUGAUGGUGGUGGUUGAAAGAAGGUCUGGACAUCGGGCCUCGACCAUCAUCAUACACAGUAUAUCUAUCUGUGGCUGAGUCGUUCCAUGCCGCUGCCUCGCAGACUCCAGGAAGCAAAGC
This is a messenger RNA of Chaetomium fimeti, 1218 nucleotides long. RefSeq lists its product as uncharacterized. The transcript has a single exon. Bases 220 to 756 code for a protein of 178 amino acids. The record is from RefSeq and is a predicted model, not a curated record. Lineage: Eukaryota; Fungi; Ascomycota; Sordariomycetes; Sordariales; Chaetomiaceae.